AUGCCCCGACUGGAUACGAAGCGGUCCAACAAAAUGCGCCCUAAAAAGAAUCGACAAUUCUUGCAAUAUAAGUCAAGAGUAUUUAAACAAAGUAUGCUUCACUAUCAUUAUAAACAUGAUACAAGUGACUCUCAAUAUACAGGGUUGACAUGGAUUGGUCAACGAACCGGAUCUGCGAUCGUAGAUUGUUUUGGAGUUACACGUGACCCAACAGGAUGCUACAUGUUUGUGACCAAAUUUUAUGAAUAUGGAAAUUUACAAGAAUUUCUUACUAAAACUAUGGGAUGCCUUUGUUGGAGAGAUAUAAUAGAUAUGCUUUGGGGAAUGAUUUCUGGAGGCCUUGAACGAAUUCAUGAUAAUGGUUUUUAUCAUGGCAAUUUACAUUGUGAAGCCUAUUCUACAUUAAUGAAACGAUGUUGGGAUGAAAAUCCCAAAAAUCGUCCAAAGGCUGUUGAACUAAGUGAUAUUUUAUGUAACUGGGUAACAGCCAUAAGUGAUAAUAUUGAAUCAACACCAAUUUCAGAGCAAUUUGAUCUUGCCGAAGAAAAAAGAUUUGUGGACCUGAUAAAUAAGACAUUUACCCAACCUGCAAUUCAUAAUGGAGCGAUAUACAUUAGUCGAUUAUUAGAUUUCCAAUCACUCCACGAAGACGCCCA
This is a messenger RNA of Racocetra persica, 656 nucleotides long. Lineage: Eukaryota; Fungi; Glomeromycota; Glomeromycetes; Diversisporales; Gigasporaceae. The record is from the annotation of a GenBank genome assembly.